Papaver somniferum (opium poppy) is the source of this 1575-nucleotide messenger RNA. RefSeq lists its product as uncharacterized. The coding region runs from base 154 to 1494 and encodes 446 amino acids. Lineage: Eukaryota; Viridiplantae; Streptophyta; Magnoliopsida; Ranunculales; Papaveraceae. The transcript is spliced from 3 exons. The record is from RefSeq and is a predicted model, not a curated record. Gene Ontology annotation, molecular function: protein binding.
GACCUUAUAUCUAUGUUUCCAACCAGUCCUUGUUUUUCAUUUUUUCCUCGAAACUCUUUUCUUCUUCCUUAAUUUUACGAAACCCCCCAAAUUAGGGUUUCCAUCAACGUGAAGGUCCUUUUCUCAAAAACAUCCAGACUUACAUGCGAAUCCAUGGAAGCGCAAAAUUUGAUAUUGAUAUGUCAGUAUGGAGGGAAGUUUGUGCCGGAAAAGGAUGGGUCCUUGUCGUAUAAUGGUGGAGAGGCACAUGCUGUAGAUAUUAAUCUUGAAACUCGUUUUGAUGAUCUCAAGUUGGAAAUUUCAGAUACGUGUAGCAUUGAUUUUGAAUCCAUCACUAUGAAAUACUUUCUCCCCGGUAACAAACGGACUCUUAUAACAUUAGCUAAUGACAGAGAUCUUAGACGAAUGAUGCAUUUCCAUGACACAUCUGCUACAGCAGAUGUUUUUGUAGUGGAAAAAGAGAUUGCUCAACCUAAACCGAAGACCCCUGUCAACAGGGAAAGUAGAGCAACUAACAAUGUAGUUGGGACUACCACAUUAACUCCGGCCGCAACUACCCCUGAUGUGAAUAACGCAGUUGUUGUUGAUUCCCCCACUGCUCCCAUGGGAAACACAGUCAUUGAUCUUGCUGCUGCGAGCCCCUCUACUAGUGGUGCUGUUGCAUUGGACCCCAGAACUAGCCGUGGCAAGGAUGGUGGUGUUGCUGGUUUUUCUUCUGUGGCUGAUUUCAUUGCUGAUGGUGUUGUGAAGAAAACAGGACGCACUGCAUCGUGGAAAUUUGGUGCAAAAGGUUUCACUAUUGUUUCUAUUGCAGAUGACGCAGAGAAGCAAGUGCCUGCAAGAACCAAGGGGAAUAAUCCAGACACUGUUUCUUCUGGUGAUGAUGACCAUGGGGACCAAUUUCCGUCUGAAUCAUCUGACCAUGAUAACCAGAGCAAUCACAAUGAUUCUGUUACAGAUGAUUUUGUCGAAGGACGACAUAAGCUGAUUGAUUCAUGGAAAAAUGGCAUAACUGGCGUUGGUCAGGAGUUCAAGAACGUCCAUGAUUUUCGUGAUAUACUGCGGAAAUAUGCCAUUUCAAAUCGCUUUGUCUACCGGUACAAGAAAAAUGAUACGGAUCGUGUAAGUGCCAGAUGUAAAGUUGAUGUAUGUUCAUGGAGGAUUCAUGCAUCCUGGGUCCAAGCUAAAGUAUCAUUUAGGAUAAAAAAGUUUGAAAAUUUCCAUACAUGUGAUGGUAGCUUACCUGCCCAUCAUCCUCAAGCAACAAAAAAUUGGCUGGCGACGCUGGUAAAAGAGAUGUUGCAAGAGAGCCCACAUUACAAGCCCAAGGAGAUUGUUACUGCCAUUUGCCAAGAUUUUGGGAUUGAGCUGAACUAUUCACAAGCUUGGCGGGGGAUGGAAAUCGCCAGAGAGCAACUUCAGGGCUCAUAUAAAGAUGCAUAUAAUCAAUUCCCAUGGUAUUGUGAGAAGGUGAUGGAGACAAACCCGGGGUAGUUUUGCUAACCUUACUACGAAGGAUGACCAAAGCUUCCAUCGUCUCUUUAUCUCUUUUUAUGCCACUAUACAUGGUUUUGA